This is a messenger RNA of Bursaphelenchus xylophilus (pine wood nematode), 10113 nucleotides long. Lineage: Eukaryota; Metazoa; Nematoda; Chromadorea; Rhabditida; Aphelenchoididae. The record is from the annotation of a GenBank genome assembly.
AUGUCAGAAACUGCGGAAAAUCCCGAAGAUCUUGACCAGUUGAUCAGAGAAGAAGCUGAGAAGGUCUUCAGACACAUUGCCGUGGAUCUGGCUAGUCGUCAUUUCGAUGAAUUUGAUAUUUCCGACACUUAUCAGUAAGGUUUUUAUCUUUUUCUUUUUAUCCGUUCUAGUGAUCCUGCAUAAGAUGAUUUUAUCCCAAUUUCAUCGGAUUUUCAGCCUCGAUGACUGUGUGAUUGACCCAUUGGAGCUGCUGGGUGAUAUCCCCGAAGUUGGUUGUGUUCCCACAUCCAUUCAUCCUGUUUUGGAUGCUGAAACCGGGGAUGUGAUUGGAUUUGAGGAGAGUUGGAAUCAGGAGGCGGAAGUUCUCGCCGAUGCUGCCCAUUCCAUGUCAAUGUUGCGGGCACCUGAUCCGGAGGCAUUUGGGAAGGUCAAAGGAAAGUCUGGGAAUAUUCCGUUUAUUCCCGGGGGGUUUGACACCAGCACCUUGAACGACAUUCUCAAGGACCCUUAUUCGGUGUCGGAAGGGGAAGAUGAGGAGAAAUACUUGAAUUUCGAAGGUGGGUACUUUGAUUUUUUUGUUCAUUUUUUAGAUUGACUAUUGGAGCAACUAAUUUUUUAAUUUGAGCUCUUUUGAUGGAUCAGUUUUUGACUUACAGCCGAUAUUAUCAAUCCCAUCCUACUUUCAAUGGAUAAUAUAAAAAUUUCGCUGUUUUUGCUAAAAUCUUGAUGAAAAUAGAUGCCGAAUGGCUUUAUAAUCAUAGAGUAAACUCCAUUAUUUGGUUUCCAGUCCUUCUCGACCAGCCGCCCGGCUUCAGCGAGCCAGUCGAAGUCCCCGAAACCGUCCAGCCCUUGGAGGGAAGAGACGUUGCUCCACCUGGAUUUGACACCUCUCCAGCCCCUCCUCCCGGUCUGGCGAUGUCUCAACCACAAAUCACCUCAACCGAUCUUCAACAUAUCCAAGAGACGGCCGAAAUUGACCCAUCCAUCCAACAAGAGUCGAAGCCUUCGAUUCAUGUGGAAGAUUCGGAUAUCCCCGACGAAUUUGAGGCGCUGAAAAUAGAAGGCAACGAUGAUUUGGUCCUCCAAAUGGCUCCGGAGAUGGCCGAAUUCACGCAUGCCAAGCUUUUGGACGAGGAAAAGGUAAAACAAAAAUUUGAGGCACUAAAACCGGAACUGGUCAAGGAAUACCCGUUCGAGCUGGAUACAUUCCAAAAAAGUGCGGUUGUGGCGAUGGAGGCGGGUGAUUCGGUGUUCGUGGCCGCUCAUACAUCCGCCGGCAAGACCGUGGUGGCGGAUUAUGCCAUUGCUUUGGGGCAAUUACAUAAAACAAGGUGAGAAAAGAUAAACAAUGUAAAUUAAACAGUAUUUUUUGAUGUUAGAAGUUGAUGAUUGGGUUAGCUAAGGUGGUUAGUUAGUUGUUAAUUCGUUUUUUAUCAUUUUGAGGUCAAAAGGGGACAUUUUAUACGAUAAAUUUUGAUCUUGGAGAAGAUGGAAAUUUCGAGAUUUUUUGAUAGCAAAGGGAAUAAAAAAGCCUGAAAAAAGAUGUAUCUUGCCUAUUUAGCCCAUUUUAAGUCUAUUAUAUGACAUUUUAGCCCUGUUUUGGAUCAAAAAUAUCUUAUUUUAGGACAAAAAGACGCUUAAAAUUGAUUAUUUUUGAUGUAAAUCUCAUUUUUGUUGUUGAAAUCGUAUCAAAUUUUCAAUUAAUUGCCGUAGUUUAUCUUCUGCUUUCUUCAGAGUCAUCUACACCUCUCCCAUCAAAGCCUUGUCUAACCAGAAAUUCCGAGAAUUCAAAAACUCGUAUGGUGAUGUGGGCCUGAUCACCGGAGAUAUUCAGCUGGAAACUGACGCAUUCUGCCUGAUCAUGACCACCGAAGUCCUUCGUUCGAUGUUAUAUAACGGUUCGGAGACAAUCCGCGAGCUGGAAUGGGUCAUUUUCGACGAAGUUCAUUAUAUUAACGAUGAAGAGAGGGGACACGUAUGGGAAGAAGUGCUGAUCAUGCUCCCAUCCCAUGUGAAAAUUGUCAUGCUGAGCGCUACAGUGCCAAAUUGCUUGGAAUUUGCGGAUUGGGUGGGGUAAGGAGGGGCUUUUUGUAUUGAGGGAAAGACUUGACCCGAAAAUUGGAAAUGAGGGUUAGAGAUGACGCGAAAUGUUCGAAGUGGUAGAGAGUAGUCGGUUGUAUUCAAAAACGGUUGAAAUUGAGAGAAAAUUUGUUUUAGAAGGCCAUUUUUAGAGGAACACUUGACUCAACCAUGUAUAAUAUAAUUCCUAUUUGUAGUGGUCCGAGGCUAGAAUAUGGAGAUCUAGGAGUUUUAGUGUCAAUUCCAGAGGUCCUGAGUCACUUUUAUGCCAAAAUUAACCUCCUGCGAGGAAGAUUUUUAAUAGAGUUUUACUGAGUCAAGUCUUCCGCUCAGUCGUGAAAUUGAAAAAUACACAAUAUGAAGUGAUCUCCAUGCUUUUGCAUAGUUUAUAACUUCCAUUUCAGACGAAUCAAGCAGCGGAAAAUCACCGUAAUCCAGACACUGAAGCGUCCCGUCCCACUGGAACACUUCAUUUACACCGGCUACAACGCCAAAACCAGAGACCAGACGUUCCUCAUUCGCGAUGCCGACGGCCACAUUCAUCCCGAAAAUUGGCAAAAAGCGAAAGAGGCCAAAGAAAAAUUGAGUCGACCGGUCGAUCCGAAGAGCUUGAAGGCCCCACAACAGCAGAAUCAAAAAGGCGGCCAGGGCGGAGGAAAUCGAAAUAUUCAGGUGGGAUUUUUUGCGCUGUUUGGGACGCAAUUUGCAUGUUGAAUUGGGUUUGAAGAUUUUGAAGUUUAAAAAUUUGAAUUCCCGCCAAAUUUGGCAUUGUGUUUUUUGAUGUCAAAAAUGCCAGAGCGUACGUAUUUUAAAUCAGUCAAACAGUUGUUAUAGGUUAUAUUCAGUCCAUUUUGAAAGUUAAAUUGAGAUGUUGGGUUCGAAAAUUCAAAUUUCCCGCCAAAUUUGGCAUUGUGUUUUUUGAUGUCAAAAAUGCCAGCACGUUUUUUAAAUUGGUAAAACACUUGUUAUAGGUUAUAUUCAGUCCAUUUCGAAAGUUAAAUUGAGGUAUUGGGUUCGAAAAUUCAAAUUUCCCGCCAAAUUUGGCAUUGUGUUUUAACGGCGAAAAAGUGACGUCAUUGAUGUUGGAAUCGAAGCAAUAUAGCAAUAAUUUUGUUUGCAACCAGUUUUGUUUGGUUUUAGUGAAGUUUACUGCGGUUUCGAACAUUAAUUUAUAUUAUUCAUGCCAAAAAAAAUUUUUCUAGAUUUUUUGCUACUUUUUUGUAAAUUUGGUUUCAGAAUUGGGUGUAAUCGGAGAAUUCGCACUUUUAGGAAAAUUAUUUUGACAGUGGCAAGGGUGGACGACUAAAAUAUUCCCUAAUAAUCCCAAUUUUUCAGCAAAAACAACAAAAAUUCCAAAAUUAUCGGCUGAAUCAGCAAGUAAACCAGGCUCGAUCCAACAAUUUUACUGGCUCAAAUAACUCCGGCGGCUCCAACAAGUCCAUCUACACGCACCUGAUCUACUACCUCAACGAAAAAGUGCUGGUUCCGGCGGUGAUCUUCGUCUUCAGCCGAAAGCGCUGCGAUGAAUACGCAAAUAUGCUGCACUCAGUGGACUUGACCACGGAAUCGGAGAAGAAUCAUAUCAACACGUUCUUCAAAAAGGUUAUUGACCGCCUGAAGGGAAGCGACAAGGAUCUGCCGCAGGUAAAAUUGGGGUUUUAAGGGAUUUGGGGGGAUUUUUGGAGAUUUUUUUGAUUUUUUUGCAAAUUUUGUGGGAUUUCUUAUUUUUAAAGUUAUGUAGGGUAGUUAGCAAGGUAGUUUAAAGAUCAGUGAAGAGCCUGUAUGUGUAAUUUACAUUAUGAUAGGGGAUUUGCCACCUGCAGAGAUCAAUUUAUAUUAACCAUGACGUUAUUUGAGGGGCUUCGAAAGAAAAAUGCGGGUUUGAUGGUAAUUUUGGGAAUGAUAAUGCCUAAAAAUGGACGAGAUGGAAAGAAUAUGAGUUGUUAAAUGCAAAAAACUGCAAUUUACAUUGGAAUAGAGGCUUUCCCAGCAACAGAGAUCAAUUUAUAUUAACCAUGACAUUAUUGGCAGGGCCUCGAAAAAAAGUGCUGUAAUUGGUGGGAAGUUAAUGUAGAUAGUUGUAGAUUAUGAUAAAUUGUAUCUAUAGGAAUCCAUUCUCAUGUUCUAACGAGACUACAACGUUCGGUUUACUAUUUCUUACCAAAAAUUCGAAUUUAUAUUCCACUUGAUGCCUAGUGUAAGAUCAUCUUUUUUAAUGAAAAAACUUGAUGUAAAUAGUAAAUUUGAUGCUUAGAGGACAGUUUUUAUCAUGUUGUAUUAUUCUAUGUUUGCUACAGGUCCUGCAAAUGCGUUCCCUUUGCGUGCGCGGCUUCGCCGUCCACCACUCCGGAAUCCUGCCGAUCCUGAAGGAAGUGGUCGAAUUGCUGUUCCAAAGAUGCUUGGUCAAGGUCCUGUUUGCGACGGAGACCUUCGCCAUGGGCGUGAACAUGCCCGCACGCACCGUGGUGUUUGAUGAAAUGGAGAAAUUCGAUGGAUUGAGACGCCGAGACUUGAACCCCACCGAGUACGUGCAAAUGGCCGGAAGAGCGGGCCGCAGAGGCCUCGACAAGACCGGAAUUGUCUUCAUUUUGACGAAGGCAACAGUCCCACCCCUCCUCCAAUUCCAACAACUCCUCAUGGGCCAAGCGGUGCGGCUGGAGAGCAAGUUUCGAAUCACCUACACCAUGCUGUUGAAGUUGAUGAGAGUGGAGCAAUUGAAGGUCGAGGAAGUGAUGAAGAGGUCCUAUGUGGAAAGGAGCAGUCUUCGGUUGGUGAAUGAACGCGAGUCCAAGAUUAUGGAGGUGAGAAGUGGGCGAUUGUGGGGAUGGGAGAGGAAUUGGAGACAAUUUUUUGGAGGGCAUGGAUAAUAUAGGAGGCAGUGGAAAAAUGGUUGUUUGAAAGGGAUUUUUUAGUAAUAGAUGGUUGAUUCUUAUAUUUUUUGGACACGAGGAGAAUUGUGAAGAUAAUAAAUGGGCCUUUUUGGAUACCACAAUGGAAUUAUUGUGUGAUUUUGGGGGUCAAGUGUAAUAUACAGUGAAAAUGGGAAAAUUGAUGAUUUUGAAAAAAUUUUUGUUUUUGGAGAUGCAUAAAACAAAUGGAAAUGUAUAAUAUAGUGCAUAGAGAGUAAUACUAGCACCAUUUAAUACAUAGGCAUGGUAAAAUUUUGGCUUAUUUUUCGAUUUUUUUAGCUCCGAGAGAAGGUGGACGCCAUGUCCGUUUUGGACUGCGAAUUGUGCACGGAGAGGGAUAAUCUGGGCAGAACAGCGGCCGAAGCCCUUCUUCAGGACCUCAUCGACUACCAGAAAGCAUCGAAAGCUCUGUGGAGUCAGAUGGAAAACGUGGAUUCGAUCCGGAAAACGCUCCAAAAAGGAAGAAUAAUACUGAUUUCCUAUCCGCCACUCGGCAUUUGGGGACGUCUGGCGGUGGUUUUGGAGGUAACGAGGGUUUUUUGAAUCUUUUUAAAUCCUUUUUGUGCUGAUUGAGGUGGAGGGUUACUGGAAUUUUUACGGUUUUUUAGAAGGAAAGUACUUCUAUGGGGUUUGGAGUUACAGGUCGAGAUAUGUAUCAAAAAAUCGCAAAAUUUUUCUGAUUGAGAAUGUGUAAAAAUUAGCGGCCCAAUUUUGGUUUGUAAGGGCGAAAAAACCCUCAGAAAUUUUCUCCUAAAACCACGCAAAUGCCCCUUUUUUACAUUGGAACUACUAAUUAAGGUAUAGUAUUAAUAAAAUUUGAUAUUUUAAGGCUUGCCAAGAAGCCAGGGUUUAUUUUAGCUCGCAAAUGCCUUUUUGACCAAGUUUUCACAAAUUGAAAAAAUUUUUUUGAGCUAAAGUAAUCAUGGCAAGCCUUAAAAUAUCAAAUUUGAUCUAUACUACACCUUAAUAGCAGUUUCAGUGUAAAAAAAGGAAUUUGCGUGGUGUUGCGAGAAAAGUUCUGAGCAUUUUUUCGCCCUUACAAACCAAAAUUGGGCCGCUAAUUUUUACAUAUUCUGAAUCAGAAAAAUUUUGCGAUUUUUUUGAUACAUCUUUCGACCUGUAACUCCAUACCCCAUAGAAGUACUUUCAUUUGCUAAAAAUUGCCAAAAACCCCCGAUUUUUCAGCCGAAACAAAACGAACAUCUCCAACUCCGCCUGUCCGUGAUGAUCUCGGCGGACGAGAGUCGACGCGAAACCGACGAUCAUGCCAUCAAAAAAUGGAAAGAGCUCGGCCAGGACGCGAAAUCCAAGAAAGAAACGGACUUGUUCUUGGAGGUGGCGCCGAAACGCGGCAUCUUCCCAAUAGACCCCGACAGCUUCCGCCAAUCCUACCGAAUCAUCGAGGAUUUGGAGCCGCACAACGUGCUGGCCAUCUGCAAAGCCAACGUGAAGAAUGUGGAAGUGGAGAACAUCAAGAAAGAAAACGACAAACAAAAAAUGUCCCUCAAGUCGAGAGGUCUGGAACCCUGCAUAACCAAAGUUCUGGUCCAAUUGGUCACUUUCAGCGAACAGUGGACCCUCAACGGACCCCCAAUCAGCCUACCAGCUCGCGAUCUCAAGAUUAAUGAAGUGAAUUUGUACGAAACGGCGCAAAAAGUCAACGAAAUGGCGGAUCGUCUCAUGGACAAGGAGGAAUAUAGGUGCAGAAGAUGCGAAGACUUCGAAGAACAUGUGAGUUGGAUGUGGAAGGGAUGGAAAUGAGCUCAAAGGGGAAUUACACGCCAAUCCAGCGCAUUUCCUGAACCGUUUCGAAAUUAUCGGCACUUUUUCUCGCCCGAAACAAUUUCUUUUUCUCGAAAAAGAAGAAAAAAGAUAAGAAAGUGCUUUUUAUCGGAUAGUGACAUUUCGUUUUGAACGAAUCACCAAAAAGGGGCGGGAAAUUUUUUCUUCUUUUUUGGGUUGACGUGAAUUGGAAUAAAGAGGUGUUUUAGGCCUGGGAAAACGACGACCACAAAUUUUUUUUUGAUUAAAAGGUCCCGAUAUUACUUUAGGUAUAACUGACUAAAUCAUCCGAAUUUUAGUAUCGCAAAGUGUCUAAAACUGAACUGGGACGAUUGGGGAAAAAGACGAUUGGGGAAACCGAAAAGUAUUAUUUUUCUUCGAUGCAAGUGUCGAAAUUAGGAUAAUCAAGGGUGAUAAUUUCGAAAAUGUCAUUCAUUUUUUGAUAGUAACUUUUUUAUAGUACUGUAAAUCAGUAAUUUUUUGAAUUUUUUUCAUGAAUAUUCGAUUUGGUGGUUUUCAAUGCUGCUGAUUCCGAAAAAAUUUUUUAAGUCACUCUUUCGGAUUUGAAAGGAGCACCAUCUAAAAACCCCAAAUCGAAUAUUCAUGAAAAAAAUUCAAAAAAUUACUGAUUUAUAGUACUAUUUAAGGAAAAAAGUUACUAUCAAAAAAUGAAUGUCAUUUUCGAAAUCAGCAGCUUCGAUUAUCCCAUUUCGACAUUUGCAUCGAAGAAAAAUAAUACUUUUCGGUUUCCCCAUUCGUCUUUUUCCCCGAUCAUCCCUUUCCCAAUCGUCUCAGUUCCGGUUUAGACACUUUGCGAUACUAAAAUUUAGAAGUUUUGGUCAUCUGUUAUACCUAAAGUAAUGUCGAGAUUUUUUGAUCAAAAAAGUGCUCUGGGGAGAAGUUUGUAAUUUAAAAAUAGACUUACUGGCCCCUUCUUCUAGUUCAAAAUCAUCAGAGAACGCCAGACAGUCCUCGACGAACUCACCGACCUCAUUUAUCGGACCUCCGCCGACGGCCUUCAACUCUCCGACGAAUACAAAAAACGCAUCAUAAUCCUAAGACAACUCAAUUAUAUCGACAAGAAUAGUGUGGUAAACUUGAAAGGGAAGGUCGCUUGCGAAAUAUCGCAUAUGGAAAUGCUGAUUACCGAGCUGAUUUUGGACAACCAUUUCGAAUCCAAAACACCAAGCGAGAUUGCCGCAAUGUUCUCGGCGCUGACUUGUCAGUACACGGAUUCGAAUACAGAUGCUGAAGAGGCAAAGUUUAUUAACCCGAGAAUGGCUGAGGCGAGUUUGGGGAGGUUUGAGGGGGUUUGGAUAUGAUUUUGAGCCGAAAGUUAUAUUAGAGUAAGGUUUGAAGAAGGGCUUUGGAAAAAUGUCGGUUUGAUGGUAAUUUUGGAUGAGAUAAUACCUAAAAAUGGAGUAGAUAGAAAUAAUAUGAGUUGGUAAAUAUAAAAAACUGCAAUUUGUAUUAGAAUAAGGGAUUUCCCAGCAGCAGAGACCAAUUUAUAUUAACCAUGACACUAUUUGGAGGGUCCCGAAAAAAAGCGCUGUACUUGGUGGAAAGUUAAUGUAAAUAGUUGUAGAUUAUAAUAAUAGUAUCUAGAGAGGUCUAUUAUCAUGUGAUAACGACACUACGAUGUUUGGUUUACAGGGUGCGGCAAAAAAAUGGAAACUUUUUUCAUUGGGUCCUGACGCGAAAAGUUUUUAAUGCAGCACAAUUAUUUUCAUACGAUUAAAUUCUACGUAGUUUUCUCUCCUAGACCUUACAAUUUCAUGUCCAUAUCGGUUUAUUAACAUUCUUUUUUUGAAUGUCAAACAAAGGGACCUCGAUUUUGGACCUGUUUUUAAGCUGUUCGAAGUGCUAAUUUGCCCGGUAUAGAAACGACGUUGUACCCAAACUAAUCACACAAUGCAAGGAGCUUGUCAACAAUUUUAAGCGUCCAUUAAGUGAAAGAAAACGCACCGCCGUCACUUCUGCCAGCCGCGAAGUCAUCAACAGCGAAAUCCGUCGAUUUCCAGAAAAAAUUGCCCGCGAGACCGGUACUAGCGACCGACCAGUCGGCCUAAUAGCUAAAAAUUAGCUCAAGAUCUCCCCACGGAAGGUCUAAAAUGCCUAACUCCUCACCGGCAAGAUCAAGCCCGUACGCCUGAAAAAAUGCCGAAAAUUCAGACGUCGGGCCGCAGGUCCACGUUGGGAGCGCGUUCCCUUCGCGGUGCAAUGUUUGGCGGGUGCAAACCAACAGAACGUUAGAAUCCAAUCCGAUGAGUCCUUCUGUACGUCGGCUUACGACGAACACCGUCAAAAUCCGGGCCGUCAUCGCCUAAGGCGGGAUUUUUGCCAGCGGCAAGAAUUCCGAGAUUUUCGUGGAUCAAGAGGGCAAAAUUCUAGCGCCGCGUUAACCUCGAUUUCCUCAUGCUUCUUUUGGCUCAGUAGAACCUUGGCAGUCUAAAUUUGGCGUUCCAACUAGACUCAGCGCCGGCUCACAGAGCAAAAGCGAGGCAAGACCAGUAAUCGAACUGAUUUUCCCGAUUUCACCCCGUCUGCGAAAAGUGCGCCUGCUCGCCGGGUAUGGAUCCAAUGGGCUAUAAUUUUUUUUUUCAAUUGAAGACCAACAUCUGCACUACACGCCACAGAAGUUUGGAGUCGCAAAGUAAAUGCUGCGCCAAGAACAGGACCGAUUUCCCCGAAAAAAGCUGCGGCCAAAAGCCCAAAAUUUUAAGUCACGUUUUGAGCUCUAUGUCACCACCAAAAGCAGCCACGGUGAAACGGGUUGAAUAUGUUAUAAAUAAUGCUCUAUGUUAUUGAUGAUGACCGUUAUAUUUGCGGAAUUUUGAUUGCUAGGAAAAAUAUAGCUAUAAAAAUAAGUUUCCAUUUUUUUGCCGCACCCUGUACUACUUCCUAUCGAAAAAUUCGAAUUUAUAUUCCACUUGAUGCCUACUAUAAGAUCAUCUCAUAAUAUCUCAAACAGGUGUCUAAACCAAAUUCGUUUCAGUUAAAACGCGAGAUCUUGGACGUAGCCCGACGCUUUGAUCACAUCCAGAUCAAAAACGAAGUCGUCACCUCGCUAAUCGAGCCAGAAUUGAAAUUCGGCCUAAUGGACGCAGUGUACGAAUGGGCAGAGGGAAAACCCUUCAAAGACAUCAUGACCUUGACGAAAUGCCAAGAAGGAAUUAUUGUACGAUGCAUCCAGCGCCUGGACGAAGUCUGUAAGGACGUGAGAAACGCCGCGAGAAUCAUCGGAGACCCGAUUUUGGCAAGGACUAUGGAAGAAACCAGCGCCAUAAUCAAAAGGGACAUCGUUUUCGCCGCAAGUCUCUACACCACCGAUGAUAUGAACUAG